Cyphellophora attinorum is the source of this 1878-nucleotide messenger RNA. RefSeq lists its product as uncharacterized. The record is from RefSeq and is a predicted model, not a curated record. Bases 1 to 1878 code for a protein of 625 amino acids. NCBI's taxonomy places the organism in Eukaryota, Fungi, Ascomycota, Eurotiomycetes, Chaetothyriales, Cyphellophoraceae. The transcript is spliced from 4 exons.
AUGGCGGAUAGUCCUACAGGAAGCUCAUGGUUCCCACCAUCUCGAUGCUCGACCCCCACCACGAAGUUGCCAGCACCUAAUAACCCGCCUCUUGCAGUCGACUGGGAGAAUUAUAAGCCGAUCAUCGUCGAGCUAUAUCGUGAUCUAAAUUUGUCUCUGCCAGUGGUCAAGCAGCGGAUGGAGACGGAGUAUGGUUUCAUUGCCUCGGAGCGUAUGUACAAAGGCCGCUUCUCCAAGGACAAAUGGAACAUACCGAAGAACUGGAGAGACGAGCAUAUCAUCGAGUAUCUGGCCAACGAGGAUCAAGACACCAUCUUUGGCAGACCUACACAUGAAAUCAAAGUCCUUCAAGGCAAAGGUUCAGCAAGCUUCUCUCCCGCCCAAGUCUGGGAAGAGGCUCAACGACGUCGCAGGGAUAGCACCAUCACAGUUGGCAGCAUUGAGUCACUCGCUGCAAGUGAUCUGUCAGACACUGUAGCGGCGUCUAUAACAGCUCUGGAAGAGUUUCCUGAUGCACCGUUCGGGGACUUGGACCUGUCCAUUCCACAUACCGUCAGCGACACAGCCUUGUCGAUAUACAAUGGAACGAAGGCUUUCAUCAUGCUGUCGAACUAUCUCGAGACCAGACUAUUCAGCGUCGAGCAUCUCGACAACUUCUUCAGCUCCGUCGACCUCUUCCCACCUAAUGAGGCCGCAAUCAACCCAGCUUUCGACCUGGCAAUUAGGCAGCAUCCCUCCCUGCUGAACCAGAACUACGCUCGAGCGAUGGCAUUACUUCGCAAUGGCCGACCAAAGCUUGCUUCAGCACUUUUGAGUUCCGCAUCUCAUGCUCUUCAGCACCUGGUGGUGACUCACCAUCCUGCCUUUGCCAGCUGUUUCCUGGACGCCUUCGUCGAGUUGAAGUUCGAGUCCCAGCGAGGCAUGAGCGGAUACACUACGGCGCAAGACGAUGUCUCCAUGGAGCAACUCCUUUUCUUCUGCUCACAAUUCUGCCAACUGUUCUCAAAGCGCUUAGGUAGGGAACACAAGAUCAGUGCAUACGUCAAUCUCAAGCACUUCGAAAAGCUUCUGCAGUUGCGCCGCUUCGAUCAAGCGCAUAAUCAGUUCGUCAAUCACGUCAGACCAGUCUUCCAAGGACUCAUCAGCCCUGGGCCGGUGCCCAAGACCAUGCGAGCUCCCGUCCUCUGCUAUCUGCGCCGCAAAGCGCAUCUUCUGUCCUCACGAGGCGAUCAGACCGGCGCAGGACGCGCCCUACGGCAGUGCGUCAAUUUUGCCGUGGAGUGGCUAGGUGAAAGACACAUCUGCGUGGCCGGCAACCCAUUGAUGGAGGAGUGCUUCCGGCUGAUUGACGAGAUCGCCGAAUUUCUGUUCCGCAACGGACAUACGACGAAAGGAAUCGAUCUACAUAGCUUCGCUAUAGGACUUUGUGCGGCUGUAAGAGGCGAAUGCGAAGGGAAAUGCAUACGAAUGUUCUCGGCUCAACUCGUUCGAUAUGCAGACGCAGGUUUCGAUGACAGAGUCAGGAUUCUGUGCGUUCGCUUUCCGAGCUGUUGGGUCAUUGUCGACGAACAUGACAGUCAGGAUCAGAACCCGGUUGAAAGUGGAGACUCUGGUGCCUCUAUGCCAUCGGGCAACGGAGAUGUCAGCGGCAAGGCAGGAGACGACAUGAAGAUGGACGACUGGGAGACAAAUGAAGUCCCGAAACCGACGGACCACAUCCUCCGGUGUCAGUCGUGUGCCAAUGGUCCGGACACGCAACUAUGGUGUGAGCAGCACAGGACGCAGGUUCGUCCGACGCCGCAGGACCGAGUAUAUGUCCGACUGGCGAGGGAGUGUUUGCAAGAUCUCUUGAACUGGUUUGGGAUGAUUGCAGACUGA